Chenopodium quinoa (quinoa) is the source of this 363-nucleotide messenger RNA. RefSeq lists its product as uncharacterized. The coding region runs from base 1 to 363 and encodes 120 amino acids. NCBI's taxonomy places the organism in Eukaryota, Viridiplantae, Streptophyta, Magnoliopsida, Caryophyllales, Amaranthaceae. The transcript has a single exon. The record is from RefSeq and is a predicted model, not a curated record.
AUGGCUAUUCAGCAACGAAAAGAGGAAUCGCUCGGGGAUUUCAUUAGGCGCUUCAACAACGAGGCUAAUACCAUACCAAAGUUACAGCAAGAAAUUGUCGUGAUGGCAUUGAUGAAUGGGUUAGGUGACAACGAUUUCAAAAAAUACAUGUCGCGAAAGUCUUUCCCAAAUUUAGAGGUAGCAUUUGCCAAGGCUCACAAAUACAUAAAAAGUGAGGAGCUGCUGAAAACGAGCCAUCAAAUAUCGUCAGCAGAGCCCUCCAGGAGGCAGAAUGAUAAUAGCCCAGACGGGCGGGGUAAGCAGGUUGGAGCCGCAGAGCCAACAGAGAUCUGGAAGGCCGGCGAGGGGAUUGGGCCGUUAUAG